This is a messenger RNA of Closterium sp. NIES-65, 984 nucleotides long. The record is from the annotation of a GenBank genome assembly. NCBI's taxonomy places the organism in Eukaryota, Viridiplantae, Streptophyta, Zygnematophyceae, Desmidiales, Closteriaceae.
AUGGCUACCCCUAGUGUCCACGCUUUUGACGCUGAGGGUCGGGCCAUUGACUUUGACGUCUGGGUAGAUGACCUGCAGCUUUUCCUACAGUGCGAUAGGGCAGACGGUCUCUCCCUCUUUGACCUCACCUCUGGUGCCUCUCCUGCCCCUGCUGCUGAUGCUGGCGCCACUGUUCGCUCACAGUGGGCCACACGCGAUGUUGCUGCACGUCUUGCUGUGCAUCGCGACUUGCCUACCUUUGAGCGUGCGCACUUUAGCCAGUACAAGAGUGCUAAGACCUUGUACGACGUUGUAGUUGCACGCUACUCUUCCCCUGCCACUGCUGCACUUAGCCGCCUCAUCCUGCCGUACCUCUUCCCUGACCUCGCAGCUUUUCCCACAGUCGCUGACCUCAUUACGCACCUACGCACUAGUGACAUACGCUACCGCGCUGCCCUUCCCGCUGAGGGUGCUCCCCCUCUCCUCUCUUGCCCUCUGUUGCCUCCGCUGCUGCGGCAGACCUCGUUGGUCUUGAGUCGGUCGGUGCGGCGUCUACCCCUAGCGGGAGACGCCGCCCUGGCAAGGGCAAAGGGGGCAGGGGCACUGGAGGAGCUAGCGGGGGCGGUGGAGGCGGCGGUGGAGGAGGCGGAGGGAGUGGGGGUGGCGGUGGGGGUGGUGGCGGGGGUGGAGGUGUCGGUGGCGGCAGUGGAGGCAGAGGCGGCGGCGAUGGUGGCGGUGGGAGCGGAGGUGGCGGAGGUGGCGGCGGUGGAGGAGGCGGCGGCAGAGGAGGUGGAGCUGGUCGGGGUGGCGCUGCGCAGAGGGUCGGCUCCGGUGGUGGUCAGCGCCAGCAGCAGCAGCGCACUCGUGAGAUCCCCCCCCCUCAGCAGCUUCGUGAGUGGUACGCUGCACGCCAGCGGGGUGGGGGUACUGGUCCGUGCACCUACGUCCUACGCAUCGGCGACCGCGCGGCCCGCACUGCUCACUCGCGCGGUCACCGGUGCGUAG